This is a messenger RNA of Trichogramma pretiosum, 7574 nucleotides long. Its product is annotated as fibrillin-2. The transcript has 20 exons. The record is from RefSeq and is a predicted model, not a curated record. Gene Ontology annotation, molecular function: calcium ion binding. The coding region runs from base 452 to 7549 and encodes 2365 amino acids. NCBI's taxonomy places the organism in Eukaryota, Metazoa, Arthropoda, Insecta, Hymenoptera, Trichogrammatidae.
GAGAGAAGGCGAUAUACGGAAGAGACGUCGUAGUCGGUCUGUGUGUGUGCAUGCACUAUAUCUGUGUGUGUGUAUGUAGGGACCCAAGUCUCGCAGCGGACCCGAGGCGCGUGGUGUGGUGUGCUGCGGCUGUGUGCACGGGAGUAGUGUAGUAACUUCAGUCUCGAGCCGGCUUCGAAGCGCGACGGUCCCUUUUGCAUGCGACUUGCAGUGGUUAAUAAUAUAUACAUAUGCGCGUGAGAGUGAGCCGCGCGAUGUGGUGAUUCUUUCGAGGUAUAGGUGAAAAUCGGCCGAUUCUCGAUACACGCAUAAUAAGCGGAGAGCUCAGUGAAAACGCGUAUCUUUUUUUUUCUACUUUUUUUUCUAUUUUCUUUUAUUAUUUGUGAAUUAAUUCUCAAUCGCCGAGUGAUGUUGAGACGUUGAAUCUUCUCUCCUGUCAUCCUGUUUGACAAUGAUGACGAUCGUCAAGAGUCGUCAUCGCCGCCGAGCAGCAGCAACGGCGGAUCGUUAUUAUGUCACGAUUUCGGCGGGCCAGCUGCUGUGCUAUUGUUUGCUCUUGAUACUCCUGCAGGCCAACGGUGCGAUCGGCGAAUGCCCAGAAGUGAAGGCACCCCAGUGGGGCUCGGUGCGCGAGCGGGUGCGAGCCGACGGCUCUCUGGAGACGAUUUACUCGUGCGAGCCGGGACGCAAGAUCAAGGGUCACAAGGUGCUCACCUGCAUCGAGAACGGCUGGAAUCGACCCGUGCCCACCUGCGUACCCAUCGGAGGUGGCGAGGCGAACUUUCGUCAGGACUUUUUCCUGGGCGACGAGCCACCGCCGCCGAUCGUCAAGUCGUCGAGGAGGAAGAAGCAGCCGAACAAGAAGAGGGGCAAGGGACGCAAGAAGGAGUACCUGGGCAGCUUCAACGCGGAUUUUUUGGCGCGCCUCGACGCCAGCUGUCCGGGUAAACAGAGAGACUCGCAGCCGGCCGUGAAGCCGCCUCGCGUCAAAAAUGCUCGCGUUCAAAAAUCCACCAAAAAAAACCUCGAGCCGCCGCACAAUCGAUACCAGAUGGCGAUUUACAAGUGCGACGAGGGCUACGCGCUGCGAAAUCCCGACCAGGAGGUGCUCUACUGCAGCAACGGCACGUGGCUCGGCGUACUUCCCGAAUGCGUCAGAAUCGACGAUCUGAUCACGGUGAAGCCAUUGACGAGGAGAUGCAGCAGCGACGGCGCCGUUUGCCAGCAAGUCUGCACCGACACCGAGGACGACAUUAAGUGUAGCUGCUUCGACGGAUAUAGCAUGGAUGAAGCGUUCAAUUGCAUCGAUAUCGACGAGUGCGCGGAAGGCACGUCGGGCUGCGAGCACACGUGCCACAACGACCUUGGCUCCUAUCGCUGCGAGUGCCAUCCUGGCUACGAGCUGGACCAGCUGGAUAAUAAAUCCUGUCGAGACGUGGACGAGUGCGCAGAGAACGACGGCAAAGGGCCCUGCGAGCUCGGCUGCAACAAUCUCGCCGGCGGUUACGAGUGCAGCUGCGACGCUUGGCCCGGCUAUAAAUUGAGACCGGACAAUCGCACUUGCGAGGACGUGGACGAGUGCGCCCGCGGAGACAAUGGCGGCUGCUCGCAUACCUGCUACAAUACGCCCGGCAGCGCUUACUGCUUAUGCCCCGAUGGCUACCGCCUGGCCGACGAUUACAAGACCUGCGAGGACGUCAACGAGUGCGAGGCCGCGAGAAAGCUGUGCAACGACAAGACCGAGGAGUGUCAUAAUUUGCCGGGUGGCUACAAGUGCGUGCCGAGGCUGAAAAAGAAGACGAAGCAGCUGCCCGAGGACGAGUACGACGCGGAGAACGACGACGAGGAGGAGGAGGACGACGAUUACGACGGCGAGGACGACGACAGCGAGGGUGACGAUGGCGACGGAGACGACGACGACGAGCAGGCCAUCACCGAGUCGUCGAGCUUUUACGAGUGCAACAUCGGCUACAGGAAGAAUCACGAGGGUAUCUGCAAAGACAUCAACGAGUGCGAGGAGGACGAGGACGACUACGAGCGUCGCUGCUCGCACCUGUGCAACAACUUCGACGGCGGCUACUCGUGCAGCUGCCACCCGGGCUACGAGCUGUCGGCCGAGGACGCCUCGAGCUGCCACGACAUCGACGAGUGCUCGCUGCGUCCCCGGCCCUGCUCGCACUACUGCAACAAUACCGUGGGCUCGUACGCGUGCUCCUGUCCCGUGGGUCUCGUGCUCGGUCGCGACCAGUCCAACUGCGAGAUCCCCCGCGACCGGCAGACCUGCGCGAAUCUCCGGACGCCGUGCGUGCACGGCUGCGAGGACACGGGCCAAGGGCCACGCUGCGUCUGUCCGCCGGGCCACGAGCUCGUCGACGGCGUUCGGUGUCUGGACGUCGACGAGUGCGCCCAGGGCGAGAGCCGGCACGGCUGCGAGCACAACUGCCUGAACCGGGUGGGCGGCUACGAGUGCACCUGCAAUCCGGGCUGGUAUCUGAAGGAGGACAACAGGACCUGUCAGGACAUCGACGAGUGCGUGAUCAAGAGCUCGUGCGAGCACGAGUGCGUCAAUACCCCGGGCUCGUUUCUGUGCCGCUGCCCCAGCGGAUUUCGACUGGGCGAGGGUGGAUCGACUUGCUGGGACGUGGACGAGUGCAAGGACGCCAGCCACGAGUGCUCCCACGCGUGUCACAACGAGCGAGGCAACUACACCUGCUCCUGUCCCGAGGGGAUGACUCUGGCCGAGGAUCGGGUCACUUGCGUGGCCAUGAGCUGCGAGCAGCUCGGCUGCACCCACGGCUGCGUGAGAGGCGAGGGCUGCCACUGCCCCGACGGCUACGACCUGCUGGACGAUCGGAAAACCUGUAAGGAUCGCGACGAGUGCCUUAGCAAAACGAACGGAUGCAGCCACCUGUGCAUCAACACGCCAGGCAGCUACAAGUGCGACUGUCCCCUGGAGAUGGUGCUGCUUCCCGGCGGUCGAAUCUGCACGAGCGGCGGAUGCGCCGUGGGCAUGAAGCCCGCAGCCGACAAGGGUAAGUGCGAGGACAUCGACGAGUGCCUUGUGCCGGAGUACAAUCGCUGCUCCCAUCUCUGCGUCAAUCUGCCCGGCACCUACAAAUGCGAGUGCCCCGAGGGACUGAGCCUCGACCUGGACGGCCAUUCCUGCCGCACCUACGAUCCCUGCCGGAACUCCAGCUGCGAGCAAAAGUGCUUCGCCAAGAACGAGACCGGCUUCGAGUGCGGCUGCCACGAGGGCUACGAGCUCGAGAUCAACGGUCACGGCUGCAAGGACGUGGACGAGUGCGCCAACGGCGGCAAACACGGCUGCUCGCACGAGUGCGUCAACACCCAGGGCAGCUACGAGUGCUCCUGCCCGGCCAACUGGUCACUCGGCCCCGACGGCCGCCACUGCCUCCACCACAAAAAAGAAGUCAAAGAGAAUCGAUGCGCCAGCGAGUUCGGCUGCUCGCACACCUGCGAGGAGGACGGCGGCCGGGUGCGCUGCGGCUGCCCCGAGGGCUACGAGCUCUCGCCCGAGGACGAGAAGACCUGCCGCGACGUGAACGAGUGCCAGGAGGGCCUGUACGCCUGCUCGCAGCGCUGCGUCAACACCGAGGGCUCGUACAGGUGCGAGUGCGAGGCCGGCUACGAGCUGCUCGACGACAAGUGGUCCUGCAGCGACGUGGACGAGUGCUACCAGGGCCAGCACGACUGCGCCGACGCCUGCGUCAACACCGCCGGCUCCUACAUAUGCUCCUGCCUGGACGGCUACGCGCUCAACGACGACAACAAGACCUGCAGCGACAUCGACGAGUGCGAAGAUAAUAAUAAUAAUCCGUGCGAGUUCAAGUGCGUGAAUCACGAGGGUGGUUUUAGCUGCGAGUGCCCCCGGGAGACUCACUCGCUGCAUCGUGACAACAAGACCUGCCUGGAGACGACUCGCUGCCAGGGCGAUCACGGCUGCUCGCACGAGUGCCACGUGGUCGAGGGCCUGAACAAAUGCCAGUGUCCGGACGGAUACGUGCUCGCCGACGACGCGAAAUCCUGCCGGGACGUGGACGAGUGCUCGAUCAACAACGGCGGCUGCUCGCACGGCUGCGACAACAGCGAGGGCUCUUACAGGUGCACCUGUCCUGGUCUCCAUCGUCUCUUGGAGGACGGCCGACUCUGCGUCGAGAUCAACGACUGCUACAUCAAAAACGGCGGCUGCUCGCACCGCUGCAGCUACGAGCACGGGGCGACCCACUGCUCCUGUCCCGAGGGUAUGAAACUGGCAGAGGACGGCCGCAAGUGCCUUAAGGACGACGAGUGCGCCCGCGACAACGGAGGCUGCUCGCAUCUGUGCGAGGUCAAGGUGGUCGACAACAACAACGUCACCAGCUGCGGCUGUCCCAGCGGAAUGAGGCUGGGCCCGGACAAUCGCACCUGCGCCGACGUCGACGAGUGCCUCGAGAACCUGGACAACUGCACGCACGGCUGCGUCAACACGUACGGUGGCUACGACUGCAGCUGCGGGCCCGGCUUCGAGCGCAACCCCGAGGACCGGGCACUGUGCGACGACGUGAACGAGUGUUUUCGGGACAACGGCAACUGCUCGCACGUCUGCAACAACACCGUGGGCGGCUAUCACUGCUCCUGCUUUGCCGGCUCGGUGCUGGCCGAAAAUGGCCUGGACUGCCUCGAGUCCAAGGUCUGCGGCGCCGAGAGCAGCCACUGCUCGCACUACUGCCACGUGGACGCGCGCACCAACGCCGUCAGCUGCUCCUGUCCGCGGGGCUACCGACUGAAACAGGACCUCAAGACCUGCGUGGACAUCGACGAGUGCGAGGAGUUCGAGAACGACGUCGGUGGCAGUGGUAGCGGCGGGGGCUGCUCGCACGGCUGCGUGAACGUGCCCGGCAGCUAUCGUUGCUCGUGUCCAGCGGGCUACACGCUGUCUCAGAGCGACAAGAGGAGUUGCGUCGAUCUCAACGAGUGCCUCGAGCCCCACAAUCACAACUGCUCGCACGACUGCGUGAAUCUGGUGGGCAGCUACCUGUGCACCUGUCGGGAGGGCCACUACCUGUCGCCGGCGGACAACUCCAGCUGCCUGGACAUCGACGAGUGCGCCCAGGACAACGGCGGCUGCUCCAAGUACUGCAACAACACCUUGGGCGCCUAUCACUGCUACUGCCCGGCCGGCUUCAGGCUCGACGACGACGAGAAGACCUGCCUCGAUAUCGACGAGUGCGAGGAGGACCGUACGAUCUGUUUCCACGAGUGCCUCAACACCCUCGGCUCGUACGAGUGCGUCUGUCCGGACGGCUACGCUCUCUCGGUGCUGGAUCGUCGCACUUGCAUCGCCGCCGACAGAUGCGAGCUCGACAACGGCGGCUGCUCGCACACCUGCUACAACGUCGCCACCGGCAUCAAGUGCACCUGUCCGCUGGGCUGGUAUCUGGACGCCGACGAGAAGACCUGCCUGGACGUCGACGAGUGCGCCAUCGGCAACGGCGACUGCCCCGAGCUCUGCGAGAACGUCGAGGGCGGCCACCGAUGCACUUGCCGGCCGGGCCACGUCUACCAGGCCGAGUACAACGUGUGCGUGGACCUGGACGAGUGCGCCCACGGCAACAACGGCGGCUGCUCGCACUACUGUCGCAACACCAAGGGCGCCUACUACUGCGAGUGUCCCGAGGGCUCGAGGCUGCUGGACAGCGACAAUCGUACCUGUGUGGUGAUAGACGAGUGCGAGGACUGCGAAACGACGCAGCGGAUCGACAGCAACGACGAGGACAACGACAAUCCGUGUGAUGCGGCGAGUAACGGCGGCUGCGAGCAAAUAUGCCAAUUCGACGAGCUACUAGAAGGCGGCGGCAAAGUUAUCUGCUCCUGUCGUCGCGGUUAUCGCGUUUCCGAGACCAAUAGCUCGGCCUGCGUCGACAUCGACGAAUGCUCGGAGGCCGAGUCGAGUAGCGAGGAGGAGGAGGAGGAACACGGCUGCGAGCACGAGUGCGUCAAUACGCCCGGCUCCUACGAAUGCCGAUGCAAGCCCGGCUUCGAGCUCAGAGACGGCGCUUGCCACGACAUCGACGAGUGCCAAAUCGACAACGGCAAUUGCGAGCAGUACUGCAUCAACGGCCUCGGCUCUUACACCUGCUCAUGCUAUUCCGGCUACUACGUCAACAGGAGAAACACAAGCCAGUGUCUGGCGGUGAACGAGUGCCUCUAUCAGAACGGCGGCUGCAACGGCGACUGCGUCAGCACCAACGGCAGCUACUACUGCGUCUGUGCCGACGACCUGGUGCUGGCCGACGACAAGAGGACAUGCGUGCCGAGGGAGCAGCAGCAGAGAUGUCCGGCCUUCCCCGAGCCGGAGUACGGCGAGACGAGGUGUCCGGAGCAUCCGUCGGGAGCCCAGGAUUAUCCCGCAGGAGCCAAGUGCCACGUGAGGUGCAGACGAGGCUUCAGACUGGAAGGCUCUUAUCUGCGAACGUGCCAGUCCGGAGGCCGGUGGGACGGCGAGCAGCCGCGCUGUCUGCGACGCGCCGCCAUCGCCACGGGCAGCAGCAACGACUACUACUAUCAGCCGAGCGGCGGCAGCGGCAGCGAGGCGCGUCCUUACUACACCUUCGAGAGGCAUCGUCAUCCCCACUACGCGAUCGGGGAGGAGGCGAGGGACGACGAACCACCGGAACGGCCCUACAUAAGGUGUCCCAACGACAUGGACGUAGAGCUGCCGCCCAGGAGUGGCACCAUGAGGAUCACCUUCUCGAAGCCCAAGACCAACGUCGAUUUUAAUAGGUACGUCGAGGCCGAUCCGGCCUGGGGCAAACAAUUGCAGGCCGAUUUAUCCGCCGGCGACACGAUCGUCACUUUUACGGCCAGAACUCCCGUGUCGAACAACACUGCCAGCUGCCGACUGAUGAUCAGAAUACGAGAUUUGGAAAAUCCGCAAGUACUGAUCUGCCCGCAAACGUUCGAGGUGCUGCUGAAUCCGGGCGAGCGCGAGAGGAAGAUAUUUUGGCAGGAUCCCGUGUUUCACGACAACGUCGACGUCAAACACAUCUACAAAUCACGGGAGCCCGGCCAACUGCUGCACGCUGGUUAUCACGACGUGCGCUACAUCGCCUCGGACGCCGCGGGAAAUCGAGCCGAGUGUCGUUUCACCAUACACAUUAUAGAGUCGGAUAGGCGAGCGGCUUCGUUAUCCGCAAUGGAGCACGAGCUGCAGCAGCCAUAUCGCAGAAUGCUGAUCUGUCAGGACAGGCCGCCUCAAGAAAUAUCUCAGUCGGAAAGGUGGCAGAUUCCGAGCGGCUGUUACAUGCGCUACAUGCGCACCUCGUCGAGCCCGUACGUCCUGCAGCAGCAGAGAGCCGCGGCCAUGGCCAGCAGCGCGAGCAGCAGUCAUUAUCAGCGCGGCGAGUACCAUCAGAUGCGGAGGCCACCGCCACCCCCGCCUCGAAGUAGCAUCGCUAGGCUGCCUCCCCAGGCACGAGCUCUGUAUCCGCUCGUUGACUGUAAGUUUUCAGGACUCGAUACUUACGAGAUGGUGCACUACGAAAAGUAAACACAACCCAACUACUAAACACACA